Messenger RNA from Haliotis rubra (blacklip abalone), 2567 nucleotides. RefSeq lists its product as uncharacterized. The transcript has 3 exons. Lineage: Eukaryota; Metazoa; Mollusca; Gastropoda; Lepetellida; Haliotidae. The record is from RefSeq and is a predicted model, not a curated record. The annotation marks the transcript as partial.
GUUCAUUCAAAAAAGAUGCGGAUGGCGGUAUCUGUCAAGACUGCCCAGAUGGGUCGUACAAUACCUCCAGUGGUGCAACUGUGUGUACCGAGUGUCCAAAGGGGUUCUUCUGUCCACAAAAUGACCGUCUGCCACAGGCUUGCCCCCAGAACUCCUUCUGCCCGCCGGGGAGCACGUCCCCCCACAGCUGUAAUCCCCCUCUCUAUGUGAUAGAUGGCAGCGGUACAGGCUGUAAACCUACCGGAGAGUUGAUGGCCAUAAUAGGAGGCUGUAGUGCAGUUGCUGUGGUAGUUGUUCUCAUUGUAAGUGUACAGUGCUACUUCAAGUGGAAGAAACAGAGAACGCUGAUGCCAGCCGGAGAAAGUGAACCCUUGACUAGGUCAACACAACCAGUGUAUCAGGGCUUGUAGCAGGACAGGGGAGAUAAGUCUUGUAAAGCCCUGACAGCGUCAGUGCAACCAGUGUAUCAGUGUUUGUAGUGCGACAGGGGAGAUAAUUCUGUAAACCCCUGACAAUGUCAGUGCAACCAGUUUGUCAGUGCUUGCAGUAGGACAGGGGAGAUAAUUCUGUAAACCCCUGACAAUGUCAGUGCAACCAGUUUGUCAGUGCUUGCAGUAGGACAGGGGAGAUAAUUCUGUAAACCCCUGACAGCGUCAGUGCAACCAGUUUGUCAGUGCUUGCAGUAGGACAGGGGAGAUAAUUCUGUAAACCCCUGACAAUGUCAGUGCAGCCAGUUUGUCAGUGCUUGCAUUAGGACAGGGGAGAUAAUUCUCUCACGCCCUGAUAACAGGGGAGAUAGUUCUGAUGACAGAUGCUGUACAGAGAGUUCACCUGCUGUACAGUUGAAAGACAACCAGAGACCCUAUAACAGACUCUAAGACAACUAGCAAUGGCAAGUUAGUCAGUGAUAUUGGCAAUAAUUGUUCUUCAUAACCAACUACAAGUGCCGCACGACAGUAUUGAGAGACACAGAGCAGCUGGCAAUGUGGAGACCUCCUCAGUGAUACAGGAUAGUGGCUACAGGACACUGUUUGAGUACUAUUGACUGCAUCAUGCCAGGUCUUGGGAUUCAGUGCUUUCAUUCUGUUGGUUGUUGAAUGAUAUGUGUUAUGGUGGCUACACUAUCAUGGCCAAAAUGUAGCAGCAGAUUCUAAUUUAUAAUUGUGCCAUUUUUCAUGUCAUUUAUAUAACUUUCAGAGUUAUAUCAUUUCUAGCACUUCAUAUCUACUUAUCUGAUGUAUGAUUAUGGAGUUAUACUGUUAGAUUCACAUGUAUUUAUGGCUGUGAUUAUUGAGAGUUUGCUCGAUGUUGUAAAGAAAACCCACAGGGUUGAUUAUAAACUGGACUGGACCUUGUAACAUUCCUUGUGACUGAAAUCCAAAAGGUCACAUAUGACAUUGUGCUGCCUGGGUCUAUCAUGUUAUAGUUCAUACCAGAUGGGGAGGUCAUGUGCAUAACCAUUAUCACUGUAGCCCUCUUUCGUCACAAGCGAAUGUCUGCAGCUGCUUUGCUGUGUAGUCUGUAUGUUGAACUGGGGCGGUUGGGUAGCCUAGUGGUUAUAGCGUUUGCUCGUCUAGCCGAAGGCCCGGGUUCGAUUCCCCACACGGGUACAAUGUGUGAAGCCCAUUUCUGGUGUCCCCUGCCGUGAUAUUGCUGAAAUAUUGCUAAAAAUGGUGUAACACCCAAGUCACUCACUCUAUUUUGAACUGAAGCCAUGGUCUGGAUACAGAAAAAGGGAACAGCAAAUGAUCAGAUCAAUGAACCCUUGCAUUACAUUGCACAACUCGUAUUUCGUGUGCAACAUUUGCUACAGCGUUGAGGCCAUUUCCCCCACUUCUGUGAGUUGCACAUGGCCCCCAUGUUUGAAAAACAGUAAGAAUAAGAAUAAUAAUAAUAAGAGCUAUAUUUAAAAUUUCAUGAUGUAUAUUAUUUUCACCCUGGUUAAUUAUUUAUAUUCUCAGCUCCCUGGGGGGAAUAGAACCCAUGCUGCCUGUGAGGCUGUAGGAUGUUAGCAGCAUAUUGCCGUCUGGGUCAACACAGUCAUGUUGAGAGAAAACAAAGUCCCUCGCCUAAAGAAACUACAUUUAGAACAGGUGCUUCCCAUUUGGGCUGUAGGUGUUCAGGGGCGACGGAGGAAUGUAGUGUGUACAAAUACACUUAAAACUUGACGAUAACAAUUAAGGCUAAUUUUUGACAAGACAUGUUUUUGAAAUGUUUAUGAUUGUGUAUGUUUUAGAUGUAAAAUUCAUGUUAUAGUUUUGUUAUUGCAAAGCAAACCUUGAGACUGCAAGUCAAGUUAUCAAAGUGUAAUUACUGCUGGCAGUGAACGAAGCUCUCGCCUCACUGGUCGCCGAGAUGAUUUAUAAGAUGGGGCAACUAUGAACUGCAAUUUGAGUCAGCCUUCAAAUAAAGGGUCACACACCUGUCAAAGAUCAGCCCAGUAUAACAUAAUGGUGAAUGACUGCUCAGCUGAACAAUAACGUGAGUAAGGUCAGCUUUGAGCAGUGAAAUGGUGUCAAGGAGUAUGAUUUUCAAAUCUGACUGAUAUUAAUAAAAACUAUACAUUU